Equus quagga is the source of this 1731-nucleotide messenger RNA. It is a transcript of the gene TRMU, whose product is annotated as tRNA mitochondrial 2-thiouridylase. NCBI's taxonomy places the organism in Eukaryota, Metazoa, Chordata, Mammalia, Perissodactyla, Equidae. The transcript has 11 exons. Gene Ontology annotation, molecular function: sulfurtransferase activity. The record is from RefSeq and is a predicted model, not a curated record. Gene Ontology annotation, biological process: tRNA wobble position uridine thiolation. Bases 39 to 1304 code for a protein of 421 amino acids. Gene Ontology annotation, cellular component: mitochondrion.
GGAAGCGGCGGCAGCAGUGGAGAGUUGGCGGCGCGCGGAUGCAGGCGGCGCGGCACGUCGUGUGCGCCCUGUCCGGCGGGGUGGACAGCGCCGUGGCCGCGCUGCUGCUGAGGCGGAGAGGUUACCAAGUGACAGGGGUGUUUAUGAAGAACUGGGACUCGCUAGAUGAACAUGGAGUUUGCACUGCUGACAAAGACUGUGAAGAUGCUUACAGAGUUUGCCAAAUCUUGGACAUCCCUUUCCAUCAAGUGUCCUAUGUGAAGGAGUAUUGGAACGAUGUGUUCAGUGAUUUUUUAAAUGAAUAUGAAAAAGGAAGAACUCCCAAUCCUGACAUAGUCUGCAACAAGCAUAUCAAAUUCAGCUGUUUUUUUCGUUAUGCUCUGGAUAAUCUUGGAGCAGACGCGGUUGCCACAGGUCACUAUGCAAGAACUUCACUGGAAGAUGACGAAGUCUUUCAGCAGAAGCACGUGAAGAGGCCAGAAGGGCUUUUUAGAAAUCGCUUUGAAGUUAGAAAUGCGGUAAAACUUCUCCAAGCAGCUGACAGCUUUAAAGACCAGACCUUCUUUCUCAGCCAGGUUUCCCAGGACGCCCUGAGGAGAACCCUCUUCCCUCUGGGGGGAUUAACAAAAGAUUUUGUAAAGAAAAUAGCUGCUGAGAAUAGACUUCAUCAUGUGCUUCAGAAAAAAGAGAGCAUGGGCAUCUGUUUCGUUGGUAAAAGAAAUUUUGAAAAUUUCAUCCUUCAGUAUUUACAGCCUCGACCUGGGAAAUUUAUUUCUAUAGAAGACAAUAAGGUUCUGGGAACACACAAAGGUUGGUUCCUGUAUACAUUGGGCCAGAGAGCCAAGAUAGGCGGCUUACGUGAGCCCUGGUAUGUGGUGGAGAAGGACGGCGCCAAGGGUGACGUGUUUGUGGCCCCCCAGACAGACCACCCGGCCCUGUACAGGGACCUGCUGCGGACCAGCCGCGUGCACUGGAUCGCGGAGGAGCCACCCGCCACCCUGGUCCGUGACAAGAUGAUGGAGUGCCACUUCCGGUUCCGCCACCAGAUGGCGCUAGUGCCGUGUGUGCUGACCCUCAAUCAAGACGGCACUGUGUGGGUGACGGCUGUGAAGCCUGUGCGGGCCCUCACCCUGGGACAGUUUGCUGUGUUCUACAAAGGGGACGAGUGCCUGGGCAGCGGGAAAAUCCUGCGCCUAGGGCCGUCUGCCCACACGCUCCAGAAGGGCAAGAGCAAGUCCAGAGUGGCCACCGAGGGCUCCAUUGAUGGCCCGGGCCAUGGCCCUGGCUCGGGUCCCACGCUCUGAUGGAGGCUGAGAGGCUGCCGAGUGCCCAAGAACAGAUGUGGAGGAGCAGAGCCCAGGGUGUGGCAGCCAGGGGCAUGGCUGCUGCUGCCCAAACCAGGGGGAGCCUGGGCGCAUCUGCUGCCCAGUCCCGGCCAGGCUGGCCAAGGUCCAGAAAGGUUCGAGAGCCUGGGAGCGCCCUGGGAGGAGAGGGCCCGCCCUGUCUUCUCGAAGUUGCAGUACUGGUCAGAAGGACUUGCUGGCCAGUGGGUCUGUCCCAGGUGCCGCAUUUAUAGAGUUCCUCUUUCAUACCCUAGGAAGGUUUUCCACUCAGGAGCAUGGAGGGGACCUUGGAGGGGGCGGUAUGGGCUGAGGGACAGCGUCGAAUAAAAAUUCUGGCUGGGGGGCUGGCCCCAUGGCCGAGUGGUUAAGUUCGCGUGCUCCGCUUCAG